Messenger RNA from Lasiodiplodia theobromae, 816 nucleotides. RefSeq lists its product as uncharacterized. The transcript has a single exon. Bases 1 to 816 code for a protein of 271 amino acids. Lineage: Eukaryota; Fungi; Ascomycota; Dothideomycetes; Botryosphaeriales; Botryosphaeriaceae. The record is from RefSeq and is a predicted model, not a curated record.
AUGAUGCGUUUCCUCCUCGAAACCAUGGAUUUAUGGGAGACUGAUCAAUUUCUCAAUAGCUAUGGUAUUGUGUUUAUGGAUGCUUUGCUCGGAAGCGUAAUUAUGUCUAUGAUGUUUGGCGAUAAGGGCAGUGCGGAGCGUUUGGACGACAACACCUUCAGCUUCCGCGACCCGAACUACGGCCUCAACCUCGACUUCAUGACGUAUUCGAUGUACGCAAUGGCAAACAGGGACCCGACCACUCUUCUAGACGCCUCAUUCAUGCACCGUCAGGCUGAGAAGACCUUCUCCACCUUCUUCCAACACUUCGUGAGCAGCAACCUGUCAGCGACAUCAAUGUCGGCCACGACCCAAAGUUGGGCGUACCAGGAAAUCAACGCAAGCCUCCCGUACGGCGUCAACACGAUCGACAAGUACAUCCCAAGCGAGGGCUACCUGCCCUUCCCGGCUCCAUCCCCGCCGCCGUCCCACACGAAUCGGACCGCCCUCGUCGAGGUGUCGACCCAAGUCGAGCUCCUGCGCACGAACGCCGUCGCCGUCUGGCUCAGCGUCGACAUCCUCGCGUGGCUGAUUUCCACGACCGUCGCCAUCGCGGUGCUGCAGCGCAAGUACCUGCGCAACCUCGACCGCAACAUCGAGUGUCUGGGCGACGUGCUCGUCCUGGUCGCGCACAGCGACAGGCUGCUGCAGCUCGUGCGGGAGCGGGGGCCGGAUGGUCUGGAGAAGGAGAGGGAUGUUAAGACGAAGCUGGGCUGGUUUGAGGAUAGCAAUGGCGAGCAGAGGUGGGGUAUUGAGGUUGUCGAGGGGGAUGAGUAG